AUGUGCAAACACGGAGAAGCCGCUGGCGGUGGCACGCUAAACUACCCGCGCGAACUCCUUCCUACCAACGUUGUCCCGCGCCACUAUGAUCUCACCCUCGAGCCCAACUUCGAGACGCUCAAGUUCGACGGUUUGGUCAAGAUUGACUUCGAAGUUGCUGAGGACUCCAGCACGGUUUCCCUGAACACCCAUGAGAUCGAGAUCAAGCAUGCCUCGUUGUCUCUGUCGGCUGCCGGCCAGCAAAGGAGCCUUAACGACCCCGUCAUCACCUACGAUGAACCGAAGCAGGUCCACAGUUUCGACUUCAAGGAUAAAUUGACCAAGGGCGAAAAGGGCACUCUUGAAAUUAAGUUUGUGGGCGAAUUGAACGACAAGAUGGCAGGUUUCUACCGCUCAUACUACAACAAGCCGGACGGCACCAAGGGCAUCAUGGCCACCAGUCAGAUGGAACCCACCGAUGCCCGCAGAGCGUUCCCCUGCUUCGACGAGCCGGCUCUCAAGGCGGAGUUCACUGUUACUCUCAUCGCUGAUAAGGCCUUGACCUGCCUUUCCAACAUGGAUGUGGCUGAAGAGAAGGAGCUGCCUUCUGGAAAGAAGGCCGUCCGGUUCAAUAAGUCACCCGUCAUGUCGACGUACCUUGUGGCGUUCAUCGUUGGAGAACUCAACUAUAUCGAGACGAACGACUUCAGAGUGCCCAUUCGAGUCUAUGCCCCGCCUUCUGAGGAUAUCGAGAGAGGUCGGUACGCCUUGGACAUCGCUGUCAAGGCUUUGGAGUUCUACGAGAAGGCCUUUGGUCUCCCCUACCCUUUGCCCAAGCUCGACCAAGUAGCUAUUCCCGAUUUUGCCGCUGGCGCUAUGGAGAACUGGGGUCUAGUUACCUAUCGUACUGUCGAGGUCUUGUUUGACGACAAAACCAGUGGUGCCGCGGCCAAGGAGCGAGUCUCGACGGUUAUUACCCAUGAGAUCGCUCAUCAGUGGUUUGGAAACAUUGUCUCUCCGGACUGGUGGCACGCCCUCUGGCUCAAUGAAGGUUUCGCCGAGUUUGCUUCUCGGUACUCUAUGAACGCUUUCUUUCCUGAAUGGAAGCUCAGGGAAUCUUUCGUUCGUGAGGACCUCCAAGCGGCUUUGGGCCUCGACGGUCUGAGAAGCAGUCACCCUAUUGAGGUUCCCGUGCACAAGGCUGAAGAGAUCAACGAAAUAUUCGAUAGCAUCAGCUAUGCCAAGGGCUCAUGUGUCGUGCACAUGAUCUCCGCGUACCUCGGAGAGGAAGUUUUCAUGGAGGGCGUCCGGAAAUACCUCAAGCGCCAUGCUUGGGGCAACGCCACUACAAAUGACCUGUGGCAAGCGUUAAGCGAGGCCAGCGGCAAGGAUGUCGGGUCUAUCAUGAACAUCUGGACUCAGAACGUUGGAUAUCCUGUCGUCUCCGUCACAGAGUCCGGCAAGUCGAUCAGCGUGGAGCAGCACCGCUUCUUGACGACGGGAGACGUCAAGCCCGAGGAAGACAAGGUUCUUUACCCCAUCUCCCUUAACGUUCGUACGAAGAGCGGUAUCAAUAAGGAUCUGAUGCUCACGACGCGUGAUGCCAAAUUCGAGAUUGACGAUGCCGAGUUCUUCAAGAUCAAUGCCGACUCUACCGGGUUUUACCGGACCAAGUACGCCAUUGACCGACUUGAGAAGCUCGGAAACGCUGCUGGGAUGCUCUCCGUCCAGGACAGAGUUGGUAUCGUGGCUGACACAUCAGCUCUUGCAAUUUCGGGCUACCAGAAGACCUCGUCCUCUCUGAGCCUGUUCAAGGCUCUUAGCAAUGCGGGCGAAGCCGAGUAUCUUGUGUGGGACCAGAUUUUGACCCGUCUGGGCUCGAUCAAGAUGGCUUGGAUUGAGGAUGAUGCCAUCGUCGAGAAGUUGACCGAGUUUCAACGGAACAUCGUUAGUGGCAUCGCCCACAAGCUUGGCUGGGAGUUCUCCAGCCAGGAUGGUCAUGUUGAGCAACAAUACAAGGCUCUCACAUUUAGUGCAGCUGGUAUGUCUGGCGACAAGAAGGUCGUCGAUGCGGCGAAGGGGAUGUUUGAGAAAUUUGUCGCUGGGGACAAGACGGCGAUCCACCCCAAUAUUAGGAGCUCUGUCUUUUCGAUUGUCCUCAAAUUUGGCGGUGAGAAGGAGUACGAUGCCGUACUCAAGUACUACAAGACCGCCGAGACAGCCGACGAGCGCAACAGCGCGCUGCGUACUCUGGGCCAAGCCCGCGACCCUAAGCUUAGACAGCGCACUUUGGACCUUCUGCUGAAUGGCGAGGUUCGCGACCAGGAUAUUUAUAUCCCAAUUGGCAGUCUUCGUUCAUCCAAGGGUGGCAUCGAGGCCCUGUUCGACUGGUUGCAGACCAAAUGGGACGAGAUCUAUGCCAAGUUCCCUGCUCAGUCUUCCAUGAUCGGAAGCAUUGUUAGUUACUGCACAAGCGGACUUACAAAGCAAGAGCAGCUGGAUCAGCUUGAGAAGUUCUUCGCCGAGAAGGAGAAGAAGGGUUUCGUCAGGGCGCUCUCACAGUCUACCGACUCGAUUAAGGCCAAGAUUGCAUGGACUUCCCGUGACACGGAGGACCUGCGCAAGUGGCUAGGCCUAUAA
Molecule: messenger RNA, 2619 nt
Organism: Colletotrichum graminicola M1.001
Lineage: Eukaryota; Fungi; Ascomycota; Sordariomycetes; Glomerellales; Glomerellaceae
Product: peptidase family M1
Exons: 2
Coding region: 1-2619 (872 amino acids)
Biological process (GO): proteolysis; peptide catabolic process
Cellular component (GO): cytoplasm
Molecular function (GO): metalloaminopeptidase activity; peptide binding; zinc ion binding
Source: RefSeq, a predicted model, not a curated record